AUGCAGACGCCGACGCAAACCGAGGCGGGCGCGCCGCGCGCUCUUAUAGGCCGGAGCGCCGCGCCCCGCCCACCCCAGCCCGCAGCCAAUCGCCGCCCGCGCAUCCGGCCCGCGCCCCUGGGGGCGUCGGCACGUGAGUGGCCAGGAGGGGCCGGGGGGCGGGACCACGGGGGCCGCGCGGGGAGCCUCGCGCCCCGCGGCGCCGGCUCCCUCCGCCCAGCGGCUCUAAAACGCCCAGAAACAUGGAACUGUGGAAAAAUUCGGCCUUUCCCUUCCGAUCCGUACGUCCGCGAGAUUGCGAGAGCGAGGGGAUGCAAUUGUCUUCAUGAUCUUCUACUACUUUGGGUGGAUAAGAAUCAGGUGAGACUCAUGCAAUCAACUGAAGACCUGAAUAGUUCAAAAAGACUGAAUAAGAGGGAACUUUUCCUGCCUGAAUCUCUGAGUCAGAACAUCCAUCCUCUCCUGCCCUCCAACUGUUACGUACAUCAACCCUCCUGGUUCUCCAGCUUGCCUGCUUCUCAGCCUCCAUCACCACAUGAGUGAAUUCCUUAUUUUAUAUAUUAUAUAUAUAUAUAUAAAAUAUUA
Messenger RNA from Canis lupus familiaris (dog), 585 nucleotides. RefSeq lists its product as uncharacterized. The transcript has 3 exons. Lineage: Eukaryota; Metazoa; Chordata; Mammalia; Carnivora; Canidae. The coding region runs from base 1 to 543 and encodes 180 amino acids. The record is from RefSeq and is a predicted model, not a curated record.